Molecule: messenger RNA, 1641 nt
Organism: Kuraishia capsulata CBS 1993
Lineage: Eukaryota; Fungi; Ascomycota; Pichiomycetes; Pichiales; Pichiaceae
Exons: 1
Coding region: 1-1641 (546 amino acids)
Source: RefSeq, a predicted model, not a curated record
AUGCCUACUGAAGAACGAACUCAACGUCCUCGCUAUGGAGGUGGCUGGGAUUCAGAUGAAAGCGAAUCUGAGGAAAGUAUGGUUGAGGGGCAUCUGGCCAGCCCGCGUUCUGUUGCUGCGGCCAGCUCCAAAUCUCACCAGGAGACCGAAUUGACAAGUGCAGAGAUUGCUAGCGACAUUGCCGAUGUCCACAGCUCUAUUGAAGACCCCACUGAACAAGAACACACGGUUGGUUUGAGCAAAGAAGCGGAAGUUCCUCUUUCUGGUCUGCCGUCUAUCUCAGCUACUCCCAAGGUUGACUUUGCCUCAGUUGGUCUACAUGAUGGUGCUGUCGAUGGUGCUGUCGCUCAAAAGGUCUCCGAAAGCAAUGAUCCUGAUGGCAUAUCAGAAGACACGCUUCUGGAAUCUCAGCGGAAGGCGUUUUACAUGGAGUCUGAAUCGACCCUGUUGAGUACCCCAGUUCCUGAGCCAGUUGAUUCUGAAACGACUCAACAAAGUCCAACAGACGAUAACAGCUUCCAGAUUGAAGAAUCAAGUCACCUUGAACCCGUGACACAUGAUAGCUCCAGCAAUCAUGAUGGAAACAGCUAUAUUUCGGUAAAUAACUCUCACCUUUCUGAAGCCGACUUGAGCUUGAACCGAAACUCUUCCCUCAAUUCUUCCGGGUCACUCUCCACGGCUAGUGUUGCCGUAUCCCAGCUUACCGGUAACAAGGUUGAGACCAGCAGCAAAGCCUAUGACCAGUCUGUGGACGAAAGUCGGGAUCUUCACUAUAGCGACGAUGCCGAAAGCGACUCUUUUUCAUUUGGAAAGUCCGUACGCUCCUACGACAGCUCGAAUGCAGCUGAUUCCUCUGAUAAAUAUGACACUACAGCUGAUGUUACUCCCCCUGAGCCACUUAGGAUAGGGAAGCCAAGACAAACACCUUUGAAUCCAGACAUUCCCGAAAACGAGGAGGAUAAGCAUGAUACCAGCUACGAUACGGACGAAGACGACGACGACUUUGACGAGAGGGCAGACAACGCGACGAUUGCUUUGGAUGAUAAGUACAGGAAUAAGUUUCUUAGUGGGAACUCGAUGAUUACGGUCAAACCUUCGUAUCUUGAAAGGAAAGGCAAGAAGGAAGCUUUGAAUGACCAGCUAAGAGAUUUGAGUAUAGCAGAGUCUCAAGAUUCUGAAGAUACCAGGAUUGAUGACAAUGCGGAACUUUCGAAGACUUCUGUUCCAACCACGGCUUCGAGUGUUGUGAAGAAGAAGGUACCCACUCGAAUUCCAUCCGAAGGAGUCCGCGCCCAGAACCUAGGUAACAUCACCUACGCUUAUCGCUAUGACAAGCUUGAGAGUACCACUGAAACUCCUGAGCAACGUAUCAACAACUUACUAGAGGACCGCAAAAAGCAGGCAGCUCUUGAUACUGGUCUUAAGUCAUGGUUGGAAUUUGUGUCACAGAAGCAAAGCGUUGUAAGUACCAAGACAUUGGGACAAGAAGCUGCUGCAUUCACCAGUUCUGCCAAAAAUGAUCCUAUCAAGUACAACAGAGGUGUUGGGGAGUUGUUGAGUGAUAACAUUGGUGCGGGAGCAGAUGGUAUCAAGUAUACCUUCAAGAGUUGGAAGACAAAGCUGUUCAAGGACAAAGCGUGA